Messenger RNA from Aegilops tauschii subsp. strangulata, 1107 nucleotides. The record is from RefSeq and is a predicted model, not a curated record. NCBI's taxonomy places the organism in Eukaryota, Viridiplantae, Streptophyta, Magnoliopsida, Poales, Poaceae.
AUGCGGCUCAAGAUGCUCGCCGACGAGCUUUAUGACAUUGGCACCAAGGUCUCUGACGACCUCAUGCUGAGCACCCUCACCGCUAGUCUUAACGAGGACUUCGUCAGCCCGCGCCUCCCCAAGAGCCGCAAGGUGGCGGGGGCCGGCACAACCGUCGGGGCGGCAGGGGCCCCCGCCAGCAACUGCCGCGCCUCAGGCUUGGUACCAGCGUAUCGCGGCCUUCCUGCAGUCUCUGGGAUUUUGUUCCACUCGCUCGAUGCCUCACUCUUCGUGUAUCAUCAGGGAGCCAACACUGCAUAUCUGCUGCUCUGCGUAACUGCUCGUCUUCGUGAUGAGUUCGCCCUCAAGGACUUGGGGCCCCUGCACUACUUCCUCGACAUCGAGGUGGUCCGCUGGACUGACGGCUGCUUUCUGCAUCAGCAGAAGUAUGCCCACGAGCUCCUGGAGCAUGCCGGUAUGCUUAACUGCAAGACGGCGCCCACCCCCAUCGACACGAAGGCGAAGGUCUCUGCUCUGGAGGGGUCUCUCGCAUCCGAUGGGGCAUUUUAUCGCUCCGUUGUUGGUGCUUUACAGUACCUGACGCUGACUCGACCCGACCUGCAGUACGUUGUUCAGCAGGUGUGCCUCCACAUGCACGCUCCACGUGACUCCCACUGGACAUUGGUGAAGUGUAUUCUCUGUUAUAUACGCAGCACCAUGUCUUUAGGACUCACCCUGAUGGCCUCCACCUCCACCGACCUCGUGGCCUACUUGGAUGCCGACUGGGCUGGCUACCCCGACACUCGACGCUCCACGUCAGGCUACUGCGUCUACCUUGGGCCCUCGUUGAUCUCUUGGUCAUCAAAGUGGCAGCCCACGGUCUCCCACUCCAGUGCCGAGGCAGAGUAUCGCACCGUGGCUAAUGCCGUGGCCGAGUGCUCUUGGCUCCGUCAGCUGCUCCAGCAGUUGCUUUGUGAUGUUCAUAAGGCCACUCUUGUCUACUGCGAUAACAUCAGCGCGGUCUACCUUUUCUCCAUCCCGGUGCACCAUCGACGUACGAAGCAUAUUGAGCUCGAUAAUCACUUCGUGCGCGAGCAGGUUGCCCUUGGUCAUGUUCGGGUAGACUAG